Prosopis cineraria is the source of this 2311-nucleotide messenger RNA. Its product is annotated as sulfhydryl oxidase 2-like. Lineage: Eukaryota; Viridiplantae; Streptophyta; Magnoliopsida; Fabales; Fabaceae. The record is from RefSeq and is a predicted model, not a curated record. Bases 326 to 1879 code for a protein of 517 amino acids. Gene Ontology annotation, cellular component: Golgi membrane. Gene Ontology annotation, molecular function: protein disulfide isomerase activity; flavin-dependent sulfhydryl oxidase activity. Gene Ontology annotation, biological process: protein folding. The transcript has 12 exons.
UGUUUUGGUUUGGUGGCAUUCGGUAACUGGACCCUCUGAUUCUGUCAUCUCGAAGAAGAAACGUAAUUCGCACCCGUUGGUCAUCUUUCCCUUCCAAUCACAAAAGCUUCAAAAGCUACGCGAAAUUUCUUUUUUUGACCUGAUACACAAAAAGUUGAUAACUGGAAGAUACUCACAGGAAUAAAUCCAUUUCUCUCUCCUAAGCAUUUUGAAAAAUUUCAAUUUCUUCCGGAUUUCCAAUCAACCCACUAAACCCUAUUGCUUGGAGAUCGUUUGCUGCUAGGUUCAUCUCUCCCACGUUCUGGGUCUGUGGUUGAUCAUUUCCAUGUCUCGGAUGUAUACAUGCCUUGGUCUUAUUUUGAGCCUGCUUUGUGGUACUGUGACUUCGACGUCUUCCUCAUUGGGAUCAGCUCGUUCGAUCCUUCGGGUCGUGAACGAUAAUAAUAAAAAUGAUGAUAAUCGAGAUUAUGCUAUUGAUUUGAAUGCAACGAGUUUCAGUAAAGUUCUGAAGGAUACACCGGCUGCUUUUGCCAUUGUCGAAUUCUUUGCCCAUUGGUGCCCUGCUUGUAGGAGUUAUAAGCCGCACUAUGAAAAGGUUGCAAGGCUUUUUAACGGACCUGAUGCAGUGCAUCCAGGAAUUGUAUUGAUGGCAAGGGUAGAUUGUGCCUUGAAGAUAAAUACUAAACUCUGUGAUAAGUUUUCUGUUGGUCAUUAUCCUAUGCUUCUUUGGGGCCCUCCUUCUAAAUUUGUUGCUGGUGGUUGGGAACCAAAAAAAGACAAAGUUUAUAUUUGGAUGAUUGAUGAUGGGCGCACAGCUGAUAGGCUGCUUAAUUGGAUCAACAAGCAAAUGGGCAGUUCAUUUGGCCUGGAUGAUCAGAAAUUUGAAAAUGAGAAUCUUUCAUCCAAUGUGUCAGACCCUGAACAGAUUGCAAGAGCUGUCUAUGAUGUUGAAGAGGCAACAGCCAUAGCUUUUGACAUCAUCUCAGAGCACAAGAUGGUAAAGCCUGAAACCCGUGCUUCACUCAUAAAGUUUCUUCAGCUUUUGGUGGCUCAUCAUCCUUCUAGGAGAUGUCGGAAGGGUGCUGCUGAAUUACUUGUGAGCUUUGAUGACUUGUACCCAGCAGAUUUGCAGUCAGCUAAUAGUCAGGAAGGUGACGGUGGAAAUGUUGUGGCAAGGAACUUUCAGAUUUGUGGAAAAUAUGUACCUCGUGGGUACUGGAUGUUCUGCCGUGGCAGCAAGAAUGAUACCAGGGGCUUUAGCUGCGGUUUAUGGGUUCUCCUGCAUUCACUUUCAGUGAGAAUCGAGGAUGGAGAAAGUCAGUUUGCGUUUAAUGCUACGUGUGAUUUUGUACACAACUUUUUCAUCUGUGAGGAAUGUCGGCAGCAUUUUUACAAGAUGUGUUCAAGUGUGUCUAGUCCAAUCAACAAUGCUCGUGACUUUGCUCUCUGGUUGUGGAGUGCCCAUAAUAUGGUUAACGAAAGGUUGAUGAAAGAAGAAGCAUCUCUGGGAACAGGUGAUCCCAAAUUUCCGAAGAUGACAUGGCCUCCAAAGAAGCUUUGUCCUACUUGUUACCAAGACCUUGGCCGGAGGUCCAACAGAGUUGAAUGGAACAAGGAUGAGGUUUACAAGUUUUUGACACGAUACUAUGGAGAAAAGCUUGCAUCUCUAUAUAAGAACAAGGGCAUAGGUGAUAAUGAUGGAACCGAAGGAGCUGUUGAAGAUUUAAUAGUAUCAAGUAAUGCACUUGUGGUGCCUUUGGGUGCUGCAUUGGCAAUUGCUAUUGCUAGCUGUGGUUUUGGAGCACUCGCCUGCUACUGGCGUUCCCAACAAAAAAGUCGGAAGUAUUUUCACCAACUACACUCUUUAAAGAACAUAUGAGUGGAAGGGCCAAGGAGAAUUGGAAGUAGAAUUAGAAGAGACGAGUACAGAGAAAUGCAGACAAGGUGAAUUGCGGCUCUGGUCACCAGAGAGAAUAGCCAAAGUACUUUUUGAGAUGUGUACAGAAUAAGUUUCUUGGUUACAUUUGGACUAGAUUAUUAUUGAUCUUACAUCUUAUUUUCACUAACUUUCCUUUGGGCAAUGGUCACAUCUAGUUCAGCUUAGAAAAAAUUGGGGAUGAAAGAGUAUCAAGGUGCAAAAUUUUGGUUGAAAUUAGUUCUGAAUUCCUUGUUAUGAUCAAAAGCAACUUGCGCAAGUCUAGGGCAAGAGAUUACAUUCUUGAUGGUUCGACAUUUUAUACCGAACAAAUGAAUGGAUUAACAUCGGCCUUCUUGUUAUUUAACUUAGUGGAAUCGGUCAUAUUCCUCCUUU